UACAUAAGUACAUAUUGGAUUCAUUAGGGUUUCUGGGCUUCUUAAAGUUGUCAAGGAUAUUCGCGUUCGCAGCCGCUGUGUUUCCUAUUUCCUACGGGUAUAGCGAAGAACGAGUAGCGAGAAGAUGGAUUCUCAGGUGAAGCUUGCUGUUGUUGUGAAGGUGAUGGGGAGAACUGGUUCUAGAGGUCAGGUUACCCAAGUCCGGGUCAAAUUUAUGGACGAUCCAAAUCGAUUGAUCAUGAGAAAUGUCAAGGGUCCUGUAAGAGAGGGAGAUAUCCUUACCCUCCUUGAAUCUGAAAGAGAAGCCAGGAGGCUUCGUUGAUCCUUCUCCAUCUGUUUCUGCUUAUGUUUUGGCCAACCUUUUGUUUAAAUUUUGGUGAGUGUUGUCUCCCUGCUACUCUGCACUCAUAAAUAUUAAAUAUUUAUGCAUUAGAAAAGCUUAAAGCUAUGUUUGUUUUGGAUUAUGUGACAUAAAUUUCAUUUUAAGCUUUUCAGUACAUUCUGGAGUAUUUAUUCUUAAUUUCAGCAUCGGAAUUUGUUGGAUCUUAGCCAAUGGCUGGCUGAUUUUCCAAAUAUAAAUAUAUAAUGUUUGUUGUUUCAAA
Molecule: messenger RNA, 602 nt
Organism: Dendrobium catenatum
Lineage: Eukaryota; Viridiplantae; Streptophyta; Magnoliopsida; Asparagales; Orchidaceae
Product: 40S ribosomal protein S28
Exons: 2
Coding region: 125-322 (65 amino acids)
Biological process (GO): maturation of SSU-rRNA; translation; ribosomal small subunit assembly
Cellular component (GO): cytosolic small ribosomal subunit; ribosome
Molecular function (GO): structural constituent of ribosome
Source: RefSeq, a predicted model, not a curated record